Octopus bimaculoides (California two-spot octopus) is the source of this 2838-nucleotide messenger RNA. Its product is annotated as exostosin-1. Gene Ontology annotation, molecular function: acetylglucosaminyltransferase activity; glucuronosyltransferase activity. Gene Ontology annotation, cellular component: Golgi apparatus. The record is from RefSeq and is a predicted model, not a curated record. NCBI's taxonomy places the organism in Eukaryota, Metazoa, Mollusca, Cephalopoda, Octopoda, Octopodidae.
GUGCUCGCUCGCUCGCUCGCUCGCUCGCUUCCACCAACUCGUAACAGUUCGGCAAAACCCGUCACAUUCCGCCACCGUUCCACGAAGACCGCUACACUCAUAGACAACAACAGCCAACAAACUCAGUCUGGCACAUGUUUGGCAUUUAAUAAUGGCCGCUUCUCUGUCGAAGGAGUGAAUCUCUCAGCCAGCUGGACCACAAAAGCAAACACACAAAAACUAACAAACUAACAACGAUACACACAUACUUUUGUUGUCUUUUCAUUUUGCCAAUCACUUCACUUCUAGCUCGUAUUAUUAUUACUACUACAAGAGCUCUUGGUAUUACUACUAUUGUUACCAAUACCAUUACCAUUACUAAUAUUAUUAUUAUUAUUAUUUGCUAAAACUACAUUUACUUCUUGCCAUGUGAAUUACCAAAGGAUAUUUUAUAUUUUAUACCACUCCGUUCACUUUGUUUUCUUUACUUAAAAGCUUGUCACAACUUCUCCCUUACAUUUUAAUUUUUUGUCUGCCCCCUCUUUUGGUUUUUAGUCGCUGUUAUUAUUACUUGAUAUAAUAAUAAUAAUUAUUAUAAUAAUAAUUGUAUAGUAAUUUAUUGGCUAAAGUGAUAGCAUCAUUAUUGUUAUCGAUUAGCACACACACACCCUACACACACAUAUACAAAAUUUCCGGCCUUGUGUUUAUAGACCAAAGGAUUAUUAUUAAUAUUGUUAUUAUUGUUAUUAUUAUUAUUAUUAUUAUUAUUAUUAUUAUUGUUGUUUGUCAACGCCGAAACUGGAUUUACACUAUGUCGGAUGAGGAAAAACAGAGUUUUGUGUGAACACAACACACCAACAACAAUAUCAACAACUACAGAAUAUAAAUAUAUAUAUAUGUGAAGAAAGAAACAAAACAGAAUCAAGAACAAAAUAGUAACAACAGAAUUUUGUUUAAAAAAAUGAAGGAAUGUUGUGGAUAAGGAUUAUUGAUCGAUGCAGGCCAAAAAGCGCUACUUUAUAGUGACUACAUUUGGAAUUGCACUUAUUCUCAUAUUUGGAUUUCUCAAGGAUCAUCAUGGCGAUAUCUCCCUGUUACAAGGGAGAGAAAGUGCUAAGGUCCGCUCUUUCAUGGACGAGGACGAUGACAAAUUUGACGAAGAUUUGCACAUAUCGGCUAAACAACGUCGGACACACAAAUCCUCGUUGUUCAACAGACAACAGAUUAAGGGUAAGCCCCAACAACAUAGCAACGCCUUCUUUAAUAAAGACUGUCGGAUGGGAACCUGUUUUAAUUUUAGUCGCUGCAAAGUGCAUGGAUUUCGCGUAUACAUUUACCCCGAACUUGAAAGGGUGUCCAGCACUUACAGCAAAAUUCUUACUGUCAUACGAGAAUCUAGGUACUAUACGCCGGACCCGGCUAAAGCAUGCAUAUUUGUGCUAUCUAUGGACACUUUGGAUCGUGAUGUUUUAAGCCGGGAUUAUGUUAAGGACGUACAAGGGAAACUGAACAAAUUGGAUCUUUGGAAUAAUGGACAGAAUCACAUCAUAUUUAACCUUUAUUCAGGGACUUGGCCCGACUAUGCCGAGGACUUAGGGUUUGAUAUUGGACAGGCGAUGUUGGCCAAGGCUAGUAUAUCGAGGUCCAAUUUUCGAACGGGUUUCGAUGUGUCUAUUCCGUUAUUUGCCAAGGAUCACCCCUUGAAAGGUGGAGAGCCUGGAUAUCUCCAUGUUGCGUCCAACAGCAUCCCGUCGACACGACAGUAUAUUUUAUCUUUUAAAGGGAAACGUUAUGUCAUUGGUAUCGGAUCUGAGACUCGGAAUUCCUUAUAUCAUAUUCAUAAUGGUAGGGACAUCGUACUGUUUACCACAUGUAAACACGGGAAAGACUGGCAGAAUUGGAAAGAUGCACGUUGCGAAAAGGAUAAUGCCGAGUUUGACAGGUAAGUGAAAGAAGAAUUCUACGUUUGCUGAUAUUGGUUACUUCUCGUUUUUUCUCUCUCACCAAACCACAAUACGGAUGGUAUUCAUCACCAAAAACAACAACAACAAAUUCUAGCAAUCAAUGGAGAUUUUUUUACUCUUGUAUUCUGGAUGGUUUUUCUCUAACGAAAAUGAGCAACGACCAAUUAAGUGAUGAUAUAUUGUGGAAAUGAAGAGAAAUACAAAAAUAUAUUUUCAAAAAGAAAUUUAAUGUUUCGGGGGAAGGAUGUUUCAUAAGUGAAAAAGGAGAAUGAGUUACGUUUUAUUUUCUGAUCCUUGCCCCCUUUUAGUGGACAAUGGUAAGUUUUGAAGUUUUAUACUAUGCACUAUGACAAUAUAGUAACUACGGUAUAAUAACUGAAAACUAUCGAUUAUAAUGGGUUUAUUACGAAUAUUUAAUAUUCUUCUACAAUUACUACAUUUACCAGUGUAUUUAAACAUUUAAAAACAUUUUUUUCUUGUAUCCAAAAAUCGCCCUGCGUGUGUGGUUACAGGUGGGUCGUGUUACAGGUGGGUGACCAAAUGUCAUAGGUUAGAGAACCAGGUAAAUGUAAGUCCGUCAGGUGUAGUAAUUGUUACUAGUAAUAAAAUAUUGCAAACGAGCUAAAUUAUCACAGUCUGUUAGCACAAGCUUAUGAAAAAUCGCUCGUUGUACAUUGGCAAUUAUGUGGAGCUUAAUUAAUAACCCUUUAGCGGUCUGAUUACUCUGUCAGUUAUAAUGUUCGUUUAUUCACAUUAAAGCGAAAGUCAUUGUAUUAAGAUAUACUGGAUUAUGAUAACUCAAAGGGUUUAAGGAUUAACCUAGUCUUCUCAUACUGUGAGUGUGUUUGUGUCUGUGAGCUGAGGUCAUGGGCAACUCCAGCAAUCAUGAUGCCCU